Molecule: messenger RNA, 943 nt
Organism: Trichomonas vaginalis G3
Lineage: Eukaryota; Parabasalia; Trichomonadida; Trichomonadidae
Exons: 1
Source: RefSeq, a predicted model, not a curated record
AUGAGAGUGAAGUACAUGACAGCAAUGACAAAAGGAACUAAUAUCAAACCUAAUGAAAUCGCUCACGAGGACAUAGAGCUUAACAAGUACUUUGUGGAGUAUCUUAUAAGUGAAGAGUAUGUAAGACCUUACUUCAUGUUUGACAGCAUGAAUGAGGAUGUUAUUUCAUGGUUAAAGAAUAUAAGCAAUGUUUUCGGUAAGUACGUCAUAGAUGACAAAGGUCUUGUUGUAUUUUAUGAGACAGCAAUACGAACACAGGAACUAAUGGAUAUUAUGCACUCAACAGCAAAGAAAGGAUUUAGUACUAUUGGCAUGAAUGAACAUUGCAGGAAUGACAUAUACAACCUAUGCUCACGAAAGCCUUACACAAAAGCAAUACAAAUGAUAGAACAUAAGUGUCUAAGGUCAGCAAAUGAAAUCAUUACUGUCAGUGGUUAUGAAAGAACUGUUAGCAAAGAUGAGUGGAAACAGCUAUUCAUAUUAAGGAAGGACGUUGCUGAACUAGUUAAACCUGUUGCACAAACAUUGUUUCAGAUAAGACCAGCAAUGACUAAGAACCCUUUGACCUUAGUCAAUGAGACCAUAGAGGUUGAAGAUAAUGACAUGAAAGAACUAGGAAUGAAUGAGAGAAGUUGUGAAGGAUGUUUGAGUCAAAACACAUGGUUCUUCAGAGCUGUUAAGAAACUUAGUAAAGAACGACAGAAAUAUUUUAUAGAGAAGUAUUGCAAAGGAUGUGUAAAUGAAUUGCUUGAAAUAGAACUUAGAGACACUUUCACACUAAAGGACUUGAGGAGAAAUAAGUACAUGAGUGAAGAAGGUAUUGACAUAGCUAGUGUUAUAAAUGACUUAAGAAGAUGUGUUGUCGUUAUUGACGGAGCACGUAUGACAUAUCUAGUGAAAGAUUAUGAUGGAAUACGAGACACAACAACACUUGUGUCAGUAG